AUGACAGACACAAAGCCCAAAACGACGCAUGUCAAUAUGAUGGCUGAUUCGCUGAUUGCGAAUCUUCCAUUGCAGGGACUGCGCUUCGUUCUGCGUGGCAUGCUCGCAAACCGACCUGAUUGCACCACAACCUUCGAGGACCAAGCCCGCAGUUACACCCGCGACGUGACGCUACCUAGCGCAGAGUCUGUCCAGACAUCCAAGGAUGCAGUCGAGUACAUCCAGAAUCUUAGGAAUCAUGUCUGCUGUAUGCUUGGGUGCGGUCUAUGCUACGAGGCACUCCCUGUUCUCCAAAGCACAGUGGAGGCCAUCGGCCGAUUUCUAGCAUUGACCGAAGGAAACCUGACAGAGAAAAGUUCACUUUCGUAUCAGGUCACCCAAUUGGAUGGAGUCAUUGUUCAGGCUGUCACGGCUGUUCAGAAAUCCCUCGUCUCUUCUACGGGAUCGCGGAACCUUUCUGAAAAUGAGAGGAAGCUGCUUGAAAGACUACUUGAUAGGCUCACGAAUUGCAAGGUCGCUAGCGAAAAACAGUCGCAGCUAUUUUUGUUAGAUCGAGGCCUUGAAACUGUCGAGGAUUUCCUCCACCCCAAAACCUUUACCCAUUCUACUGGCAUUAUUACCCCGCCAUCCACCAAGGAUCUCCCUGACAUCUCUGAAUCAUUUGCGGUGAAUGGCGUCAAUCUACCAAGAAUAUUCACUGGGCUUUGGCAACUUUCAAGCCCGGCAUGGGGUUCUGCUCCCCAGUCCAAAAUUAUGGAGCAGUUCUCCAAUACAUUUUCAAAAUCAAUUUUCGCCGCUACUAAAUACUGCGUGUUUCAUCCAAUGAAGGUUUCACGGGAGGCAGUUGUUGCCAACAUCAAUGAACGAUGUCAGAGGCUCAAGUCGGACAGCGUUGAUCUCCUUCAAUUUCAUUGGCAACAUUAUGAGGACAGCUCAUAUAUCCAGGCCUUGAAGUACAUUCAAGAGGACACUCGCGUUAAGAAUUUGGGACUGUGUAACUUCGAUACAGAGCAUAUGCAAAAGGUCAUUGACAGCGGGGUCAAGUUUUCCCUUAUCGAUUCCCGCCCAACUGUUCGCAUGGCGGAACUUUGUGAGCGACACGAUGUAAAGCUGCUGACAUAUGGAACUUUAUGUGGAGGUCUCAUAGCAGAGAGAUGGAUUGGAAAGGACGCACCUGAUCUUUAUGGCGAAACAGUCACACCCAGCCAACGGAAGUAUCUCGCAAUGAUCAACAGCUGGGGAGGUUGGGCUUUAUUCCAAGAGCUGCUGAAGACCCUUCAUUCUAUUGCUCAGAAGCAUGGUGCUUCUCUCUCGAAUGUGGCCACCAGAUGGGUCUUGGACUUCCCUUACGUUGGUGCGGUCAUUGUCGGUACAAGAAUGGGUAUCAGCCAGCAAUGUGACGAGAGUCUGGCAUCGCUUGGCUGGAAAUUGGAUGCUGAUGACCAAAAGCAAAUUCAAGAGAUUCUCAACAGGAGCCGCGGGACUGAGAUGUUUGAGAGUCUAGGUGACUGUGGUGGUGAAUAUAGAUAG
Messenger RNA from Penicillium angulare, 1530 nucleotides. RefSeq lists its product as uncharacterized. The transcript has 6 exons. The record is from RefSeq and is a predicted model, not a curated record. Gene Ontology annotation, molecular function: oxidoreductase activity. Lineage: Eukaryota; Fungi; Ascomycota; Eurotiomycetes; Eurotiales; Aspergillaceae. The coding region runs from base 1 to 1530 and encodes 509 amino acids.